CACUACUUGCAUAGGGUGUGAAAUAACAGCUCGCGCACCCUCGUGAGUGCACUACCUUACCAAACGGCGCGCGGUUCGGGACACAGCCGCAGUUUGCUUUGCAAGCGUUGAACGCAAUAACUAGAUUUCUCGGCUGCAUUUUUUUUAUUCGCUUUGACGCAGAUUAAAGGAUAAACUCGGUGAAGAAUUGGGUUUCAGGUCCUGCACUGUGUGAUGAGACGCCAGGACGUGAGGACAUUGCCGCUUUCAUUGUGGUUGUUGUUGACAAACUCCUUCUGAUUCCAGUGGAAUCUUCUGCUUUGUUGUUGUUGUUUUGUUUCAUGAGACGCACGCGGCAGAGCCUUGGCUCGUACAUGUAGACCGUUCCGGUGACGAUGCCCGUCCAAGCGCCGCAAUGGACCGAGUUCCUGCUGUGUCCCAUCUGCACGCAGACGUUCGAGGAGACGGUGCGGCGGCCCAUAAGCCUCGGCUGUGGCCACACUGUCUGCAAGAUGUGCCUGAACAAGCUGCACCGCAAGGCCUGCCCCUUCGACCAGACGGCUAUCAACACCGACAUCGAGCAGCUGCCCGUCAACUCGGCCCUGCUGCAGCUCGUCGGGGCACAGGUGCCCAAACUGCAGCCUGUGGCACUCAUUAGUAGUCCGGAAGACACUGAGCAUUACGAUGAGGCGCGGCAGUGCGUGGAGGAGCUCGCCCUCUACCUCAAACCUCUCAGCAGCGCAAGAGGCAUGGGGUUGAGUAACGCAGCACAGAGCAUGCUCAGCAGACCCAUGCAGAGGAAGCUGGUGACCCUGGUGCACUGCCAGCUGGUGGAGGAAGAGGGCCGGGUGCGUGCCAUGCGUGCCGCUCGCUCGCUGGGAGAACGCACUGUCACCGAGCUCAUCCUGCAGCACCAAAACCCCCAGCAGCUCUCCUCCAACCUGUGGGCUGCUGUCCGCGCCAGGGGCUGCCAGUUUCUAGGACCAGCCAUGCAGGAGGAGGCCUUGAAACUGGUACUGCUGGCACUGGAGGACGGAUCUGCUCUGUCCAGGAAGGUGCUGGUGCUGUUCGUGGUGCAGCGUCUGGAGCCCAGAUUCCCACAGGCCUCCAAAACCAGCAUUGGACACGUGGUUCAGCUGCUUUACCGCGCGUCUUGCUUUAAAGUGACCAAGAGAGACGAGGACUCGUCGCUGAUGCAGCUGAAAGAGGAGUUUCGAACGUACGAGGCUCUGCGGAGGGAGCACGACUCUCAGAUUGUCCAGAUCGCCAUGGAGGGAGGACUGCGCAUCGCCCCGGACCAGUGGUCCUCUCUGCUCUACGGGGAUCAGUCGCACAAGUCCCACAUGCAGUCCAUCAUCGACAAGUUGCAGACUCCUGCAUCAUUCGCGCAGAGCGUGCAGGAGCUGACGAUAGCACUACAGAGGACGGGCGAUCCUGCCAACCUGAACCGGCUCAGACCUCAUUUAGAGCUGCUGGCCAACAUCGACCCCAGUCCAGAUGCGCCCCCUCCAACAUGGGAGCAGCUGGAGAAGGGCCUGGUAGCAGUGAAGACGGUGGUGCACGGCCUGGUGGACUUCAUCCAGAACCACAGCAAGAAGGGCACGGAGCAGCAGCAGCCGCCACAACACAGCAAGUACAAAACCUACAUGUGCCGUGACAUGAAGCAGAAAGGGGGCUGCCCCCGAGGUGCCAGCUGUACCUUCGCCCACUCGCAGGAAGAGCUUGAGAAAUACCGUAAGAUGAACAAACGCCUGGCUCCGAGACUUCCCUGUGGUCCCUCCCUGCUGCCUGACGAAGGUGUUCCUCUUGAUGGCGUGACCCGUAAACCCUCACCCCUUACCAACGGCAUCGUGGCGUCAUGUCCAGCGCCGCAGCUUUUAGCACGUGGACACGACCCUUCGCCAUAUGACCUCAUGCGCAAACCCAAAAUGGACAGCCUGAGCGCUCCUGGAUCUCCCCCUGAUUCGUACGACUUUAAUUUGGAUAAGUCUGGCCUGCCCCCGCACGCAGUUGCUCACCCAAGGGCCGAGCACCUGCCCAUGCCCAAGCAGAUUCCCGGCGUGCCCCGCGGUGCUCCGCCGCUCUACCCACAACAGCCCGAGCUUUUUUAUCCUGAGGCCAGAGCACCAUCAGGAGCGCAGUAUGACGCCCAGUACUCUGCUGGUACCCCGUACCCCUACCAGCCGACUCAGUAUGUGCCACCCCGCUACAUCCGUAACCCUCUGUCCUCGGGCGAUGCCCCGUACCAGGACCCGUACUCUGCUUAUGGCCCCGACCGCCAGUAUCCACCUCCACACCACUCUGGCCCACCUUUCUCAGGCGUCAGCACCCAUCCAUACCCGCCCCCAUCUCACUAUGACACCCGCCGACAUGGCCCAUACGCAGCGCCACCCCCGCCACCACCACCUCAGCCCUUCGGCCCGCCCCGAGACGAGCUGGUGCGCAUGAGCCCUGUGUCCUUAGAUGCGCCACCCACUCCUGGGGCACCCUCCUCCCUCUACCAUGCUGAGGUAGCAUCCCGAGAGCGAUAUCCUCCAGAGGGGUACUACCACCCCCCUGCACCACAUCCCGGCCAAAUCCGCUCCCAUAUCAGGGACCCGUACGGCCGCUCCCAGCCCAGCCUGGACUACCUGCACCGCAGGCGUAAGGAGCUGCUGAACCAGCUGGAGGAAAGAAAAGUAAUUUCUCCUCCACCGUUCGCCGCCUCCCCGACUCUGCCCUCUCACACCUUCCCCAACGACUACCCUCAGGAGGCACAGUACAUAGAGGAUGGCUCCAAGGCUUUCGGCACCCGAGAACCUGACUACGCCGGGCAGUACUCCCCGUGGUCGUGCGACACCAUCGGCUCGUACAUUGGCUCCAAAGAUCCCAAACCGAAAGACGGCGUGAGCGCUGGAGCGGUGGAAAUGAUGAACACGGAGGGGAAAGGUCUAAGGGAGCCGCCUCUGGAUGGUCAGCGGCGCUCGGCAGAAGCCAAAGACGACGAUCCCAUCAUUCCGUUCGGCCCUCUGCCCACUGUGUCACCGUUCGGUGCUAUUUCCCGCACGUCAAAGACAGGCUACCAGACCACGGGCCCUGUGCAGGCCAUGGCGUCCUCGCAGGCCUCCGGCUCCAAACAUGUCACUACAGCAGCCGACUACUCGUACGGAAACCACGGUGGCGGUUGGAGCAGUGUGUCUUAUCCUCCCGGCCACUUCAGCGAGCGGCUGCCGGCUGUGUCCAUGUCCACCCCCGAAAGAGAGCAGCUAAAGAUGGAGCUCCAGCAGGUCAACCAGCAGAUCAGUCAGCAGACGCAGAUCCGCAGCAUGGAGCUCUCAAGUUCCCAAAUCUGCGCGCAGGCCGCGAGUAACUCCGUGCUGCUGCAGCGAGAGGCCAGCGCUCUGAACACUCAACCUCCGGGCGCUAAAUGGCCCGUGGGGGGUGGCACCGUGUCCAGCGAGCAGCUCAGCCUAGAGCUUCACCACGUCGAGAGAGAAAUCGGGAAGAGGACACGUGAAAUCGCUAUGGAGAACCAGGUGGCACAGGAAGUCCAAUACAAACUAAAGGCCACUGAAAACGGCCAGAUUGACCACAAAGCCCAGCUGGAAGAGCUCUCUUUAUCACUGGGCGAUGUCUCGAACGGGGUAGGCAGCGUGGCACCUGCCAACAGUGUCGGGGGAGCCAUGUUGUCUCUGACCAAUAAGACGUCUUCGCUCAACCUCUGCUCCGGAGACCAAGUGGGAAGCGGAUCAGAGCUCCAAAAGAACGGCGUCGUUCGUUCUUGAGAGGCCGUAACCACACAUCCAAACACACACACUCUAUUUGAGAUUUCAUCUUUUUCAUUCAAAAGCGUUAAAACACGUUAACUGAUUUGAAGAGAAAUGCGCCAAUAUGAGAUGAGGGACACGCACACACUUCUGUGUGAGCACACACACACACACACACUUGCAUGCUGUUCCAUGCAUGCACAAAACACUUGUUUUAUUUUCGAAAAAGAAAUGAGCAGUAUCUGCCGUGAUUAUGAAUCUUGUUUUCCUUUUUUUGUUCUGUGAAUGAGCUUUUUGUUUUUGUUUUUCAAACGACUUCUCAUCGCCUGGAAACCAGGGCAUCUGAUAAUAUCCUGUAAUUGUUUUUUUCCUUUUCUCCUCUGAGGGUUUUUUUUGUUUGUUUGUUUGUUCUUUUAAAUUAAUGCGACAAAUCUGAGGCUAAGGAAAAAUUUCAAAAGCGAGCCGAGUCCGUAGCAUCUUUACAACCGGUAUUCUCAAAAACGCCACAAAAUCUGCGCAGCCUCGAACGUGACGUGACUGACCAGACACAAAAGUAGCACGGAAAGCCAUUUUAUCGGUCUGUUUUCGUACAGAGCGUUACCGCGGCUUUCCCCCCAACAAGGGUGCAACCGACACGGUGGCGAAUCGUUUGGAUGAAACAAGCCGGAGCUUGCGUGUUCGGCGAACACGAGGGUUCGAGAUAACGGUAUCAAUCGUACGAUUUCAUUUAAUUUACGGUUUUGGCUAAAGAACUGUUCAGAAUUUCUAAGUCCGGGCGUCUAGAGCAUUCUGUUUUAUAGAAUGCGUGCAAUUGUCUUAACAAAAAAAACAAAAGCACUUUCUUCCAUGUUUUUUCUACGAGCGUGUACUUUUUUUAUUCGAGGAAGAACGUCUUUUUGAUCCUCGUGUUCGCCGGAGUCGCACCACCGCGGUUCAACUUGUAAUUGUUAUUUUGAUUGCCUCCCACCGCCACUCGUGUCACGUGGGUCGCAGCCUUGUGCACGAAUUCCCGUCGAUCCUCCAUGACUUCUGUGAAGUUGCUUACGUGGGUUUUCUGGUCACGUUCGCACGUUAGGUUAGUUGCUGCACAGGAAAGAGGGAAGCGGUGCUCGAACUUGCAUCACCACGAGAUCCACGUUUUAAAAUAAAUAAAUUAAUACCUCUGAUUAGGCUUGUAAACCGCGCUCCUCACAACCCCGGCAGCUUGUUUCCGAAUCGAUUUGCCGCAGCGACGUUUACUCGAGCUCAUCGCCUUGCUUCGAUGUAGUGAUUGUGUGUUUUCACACACAACAUAACAGAUUGUAUAACGAUACUCCGCCGACUGUUCAGACAAAAAGACAAGGAUGCCCCUGAAAACUAUCAGAUCAAGACAUGUACAAGCUCUGAAGUCUUCCUAUAGUGAUGACAUUCUUCACGUGCAAACGUUUCGUUCUAGUCUCUUGAGACCGACUAUGAUAAUUAAGCUCCAAUUUUGGGUGCAACCUCUUAACGUGUAAAUUUUUUUUUCGUCUUGAUUAUUUUGUGCUCUAAGUUGUCGUGAUUUACAAUUAUAUUAAUGAUUUAUAAUCAUGAACUUUUUUUUUUUCUUCUUAUGAUUUUGCUCGCAAAGAGCAUGCAGCCUUUUCCAAGCAAUCGUCAAGAUUGGACGCGAGCCACGUAGCCAGACGUUUCGCGAAACGAGGAUUGCGAGGUUUUCGUGUGUUUCUUGUGCUAGACAAGCAUCUACUUGCGAAUAGUCGUGUAAAAUAAUAAAAUCGCUCGGAUCCAAAUAAUCGGCUUGCUUCCAGACAGAAACGCGACCUUCUUUGAUGUAAUGGUCGCAACUCUGCAUUAUAUAAACGUUUGGUUUUUUUUUUUUUUUUUUAAACGUAGUUAAUUGUCGUUUGUCCUCGGAGUGGAUUACGGUCCACUCGCGCUGUUCAUGCAAUCGUAAACUUUAGCGCGGCCGAAGAAUCGCUCGCAUGUUCUACAUCCAGACGGGUGCCAGCAUCGCUAACGGGAAAUUUUAGCAGGACAAAUUUAACUGAGAGACACAUCGUCUUUCACGUCCGAUGUCCUAUCCCAUUCUUCUGGGUUUUUUUAUAUUAUUUAUUUAAAUUUUUUUUUUUUGCCUUUUCCACCAAUGCCGAGAAAGCAGAAAAGCAGAGAUUUUCAGGUGUCUCCCAUAUCGAUGUAGUCCUUUCCUUGGCGAAGGACCGUGCGGAGGCAAGGUGGACGAUCAACAGAAGUCUUGUAAGGUUUAGCAUAAAAGAAACGUUCAAGAAUAAUCGUACGUCACAUGGCAUCAUCUUUUGUUUUGAUUUGUUGCCUGACUGAACAAACACAAUCCUUUUUAAAAAAAAAUAUUAUUAUAAUUAUAACUAAAACUCCUGCGUGUGGAAGGAAGCCAAUGUUUUCUACCACGGUGAACUCUUCGCUGAACCAAAACCGAACUAAGCGUUCUGGAUCCUCUUGCGUGUGUUGUUAGCGCAGGUUAACGUAAUAUUACAGCAUAUAAAUGUGAGGAAUUAUUUUAUUUAUUUACCUUUUCUUCCCCUUACGAUGUUCCCAUGAGUGACACACAGCUAGGACGCUACUUUUAUUUGGAUUACGUGGGAACGUGUGCGAUAAUUAUUUAAAGAUUAUUUCGUAAAUUGGUUUAAUUUAGAUUUUUCCCCCCUUUAUUUUUUUUUUUCUUUUUUUUUUUUUUUUUUUUUUUUUGGGUGUACAUUUUAAUAAUCAGUGAUCUCACUGAGCUUGUAACUCUCGCUUUGGAAUCUUUGUACGUUUUACAGAUGAAAUCGUGCCCGUUGUCCAUCCACUAAAGACGUAAGUGGCAUAAGACUCGUUUAUAUAAGAAACGUUUUGUGCAUGACGAUUUAUUUUUCUUUCUUUCCUGGAGCAGAGGCGUCACAGCGUAAAUGUGGCGAUCUUUGCGAGCAGGCCUGUUCCUAAUGGAUGAUAUUCAUUUCUCUAUGCGGAUCGUGUCUGUUUUGAGCGGACCUGUAGCACUCGUUUAAACGAUAAAAGCUGAUUUAACUCGUGUUUUUUGAACCUUAACACUGUUAUGGCUGUGUCUAUAUAAUUUUUUUUCCCCUCUUUUUUUAUUCCUAACUUUUUUUUGGGGGGGGGGGGACGUACUGGCUUUUUUAUGAUUACUUCCAAGUCGUCUUGUUUAAAAACAAAAAGAAAAAAAAAAUCUUAACUUAAGGUACAGACUUGAUUUCAAACAAGGAAAGGUUUUAUAUAUAAACUUUAGAUUAUACUCCAUUAAGGAAUGUUUAGAACCAUCUUACUCCAAUGUGGAUGUAGCCAUUAUUACGCCAUUUUAUGACUUUGUAAAACAAAUUCACUGUGUGAAAAUUGGUUUGCAUUUUUUGUAUAAUACAAUCUGCUCUUUGUUUUUGUUUUGAGAGGUGAAACUGGAAGUUUGGAGGAGGAGGAGGGGGUGGGGGGGAAACCCUGUGAUAUUAAAAACAAAAAACAAACAAAAAAAAAACCUUGUGUACGACAGUGAUUAUAAAUGAGAGGCUGGAUUAAACAAUUGACACUUAA
Molecule: messenger RNA, 7259 nt
Organism: Ictalurus punctatus (channel catfish)
Lineage: Eukaryota; Metazoa; Chordata; Actinopteri; Siluriformes; Ictaluridae
Gene: rc3h1b
Product: ring finger and CCCH-type domains 1b
Exons: 19
Coding region: 375-3743 (1122 amino acids)
Molecular function (GO): metal ion binding
Source: RefSeq, a predicted model, not a curated record